CUUCAGCUACAACACUAUUGAACAUAGACCGAUCAUAGACAAUGACGAACGACAAUUGAAUGAUUGACCGCCUUCCGGCAACCAUCUUUUCGUAUUCCCUUGUUGUCGUUGUCAGAUCGGCGAUUUUUUAAAAAGCCGCAACCAUGGGUCGUAUGCACGCACCUGGUAAGGGUAUCUCCCAAUCGGCGCUGCCAUACAGGCGCAGCGUGCCAACCUGGCUAAAACUGACCGCUGACGAUGUAAAGGAACAGAUUUUCAAACUCGGCAAGAAAGGCCUUACUCCCUCCCAAAUCGGUGUCAUGCUCAGGGAUUCCCAUGGAGUCGCACAAGUCAGAUUCGUUACUGGCAAAAAGAUCCUGCGUAUCAUGAAAGCUAUGGGUCUUGCCCCUGACCUACCCGAAGACUUGUACUACCUGAUCAAGAAAGCCGUUGCCAUGAGGAAGCACUUGGAACGCAACAGGAAGGACAAGGACAGCAAAUUCAGGCUGAUUCUUGUCGAGUCCAGAAUUCACAGGCUGGCCCGUUACUACAAGACAAAGAGUGUGCUCCCACCCAACUGGAAAUAUGAGUCGAGCACCGCCUCAGCCCUGGUGGCUUAAGUUAUAAUAAACUAAUAAAUUUCCAA
Spodoptera frugiperda (fall armyworm) is the source of this 625-nucleotide messenger RNA. RefSeq names its product 40S ribosomal protein S13-like (gene RpS13). The transcript has 3 exons. Gene Ontology annotation, cellular component: cytosolic small ribosomal subunit; nucleolus; ribosome. NCBI's taxonomy places the organism in Eukaryota, Metazoa, Arthropoda, Insecta, Lepidoptera, Noctuidae. Gene Ontology annotation, molecular function: small ribosomal subunit rRNA binding; structural constituent of ribosome. The record is from RefSeq and is a predicted model, not a curated record. Gene Ontology annotation, biological process: translation. Bases 144 to 599 code for a protein of 151 amino acids.